AUGCCUUUAAUUUUUUAUCAGACUGUCCUGGAAAGAUCACCAUCGGAUAGAGUAACACGAGCUGACGAGGAUCGACGGAGACGUACUAUUAUUGUUGAAAAGAAAAACGGAACGUAUGGUUUCACAUUACAAAGCUACGGAAUUCACUACAAACGUGAGCAGGAAAUAGAAAUGGUUACUUACGUGGACUUUGUCGAGUACGAUGGACCGGCAUUCAAAGCCGGGAUGCGAGAAGGUGACGUUAUUCUGUCAAUCAACGGACAUGAAAUGGACCGCGCGGAUCACAAGACACUGGUUAAUUUCAUUAAGAAUUGUGACUCGCGUAUGCGUAUGGUCGUCUCCUUUGAAGAUUGUGUGAGAAAGGUCGAAUUACACAUGCGGUACAUUGAGCUCCAGCGUGCCCUGCAGUCCCGUUUAGCUGAACUUGACAGACUAUGUGAGCGAGAGCGGUCUAUUUUAAUGGGUAGAUGGAAGACUCACUCACUUCCUGCGAGAAAAAAGGCACCUAAUUGCAGCGUCAACGACGAGGAUCGAGACUCUGGUUCAGCUGGAUUUACCUCGAAUUUACCUUGCUGCAGACCCGCUACUUCCAUUGAGCACCUACUUUUAUACAGCGUUUAUACAGACGGUCGACCUUGCCUUAUACCUCGGAGUGCUGCGUGUUUGGUGACAAUAGGUCCUCCACGAUCACGCAGCGAUCACCACUAUUUUUUAUCUAAGAAUUCCAAUGACGUCAGCCUAGGUCGUUACAGCUAUCACCAGACUAAUGGAUUACCUUCGACUCCGGCUAAAAAUAAAGCCAACAGCGGUCAGCAGAAACCCGCAGGACAAUCACAAACUUCGACCAAAGAAGAUAACGCACAUUCUACUAUGCACAAUAAUUUAUGUGUAGCUUGUAUUUCUAGCGCUAAUCAGCGACAACGCGAACCUGCAGAGGGAGGGAGUCUGGAUGUUUAUGAUCUUGCUAGUCCUUGUUGUGAUCCAAAUUGCGUACCAAGUCGUAGGAGAAGAGAGAAGCAAAGAAGAAUGCGAAGUGAGCAGCAACAACUUCAACAACAGCAGCAACAACAACAACAACAACAACAACAGCAGCAGCAGCAGCAACAGCAACAACAUCCAAAUCAUUGCUCAAGAGCAUCAGGACAUAGUCUUCAUUCGAUUACCAGCAGUGAAAUUUCUACAAACGUCGAAAGCGGGGCAUCUUGCUCGACCUCUCUAAGCACAGAUACCCUCUAUUGGGACCCCAAUGUCCAGCAUCGUCCUCCAACCUGCAUUCAAUACUCAAAGCCCAAAUCCUGGGAUAAUUUGACCACUAAAGCUUUUGGAGGCUACGGUUUUGGGUACGGGUACUUGGACACUGCGGCUAAAACUCACAGCGCGGAAAGACCAAAGUCACAUAAUCGAAAGAGCUCCGGGUCUAAUCGAAGGUCUACUUCUACUGCCUAUUCUACGGGGUCACAAAGGCACUUUCAGCCGACGAAGUCUACGGAGAGCUUGCUGGUCCAGAGUCCCUAUCAAAGCGAAUUGGAUUCCACUCACAGUUGCGAGUGCCUGGAUAAGUCAGACAGAAGCAGUUCGACGACUAUUGCUACCGCGGGAACUGCAGAGAAGCCUAAGAAACAUGACCAAGAUGGACAUCACCAUCAUCAUCAUCAUCAUGACUCGCAUCACCAUCAUCAUCAUCAUCAUCAUCAUCACCAGGGCAGGCAUCGCAAAUCUAGUCAUUCGGGCAGCAAAGACAAAACCGCCAAAAAUUCGGAAGUCACUAGACUUUAA
Cotesia congregata is the source of this 1776-nucleotide messenger RNA. NCBI's taxonomy places the organism in Eukaryota, Metazoa, Arthropoda, Insecta, Hymenoptera, Braconidae. The record is from the annotation of a GenBank genome assembly.